Molecule: messenger RNA, 1608 nt
Organism: Closterium sp. Yama58-4
Lineage: Eukaryota; Viridiplantae; Streptophyta; Zygnematophyceae; Desmidiales; Closteriaceae
Source: the annotation of a GenBank genome assembly
AUGUCCGUCCCCAAAUGCUCUGGUCACCUCAUUCGCUCCCUUCUGCUGCUGUCAUCGUCCCCCCACCCACACCAGGCGCUCUACCGCAUAGGGUUUGACGGAGCGUCCAAGGGCAACCUUGUGCCUCGCCUCUCUUCCUCCACAUCACCACCCCUCCCCCCUCCCCCACCCACACCAGGCGCUCUACCGCAUGGGGCGCUCUACCGCAUGGGGUUUGACGGAGCCUCCAAGGGCAAUCCAGGGCGGGCAGGGGCGGGGUCUGUGCUGUGGGAUGAACAAGGCAACGAGCAGAGGCAACCCGGGGCGGGCAGGGGCGGGCUCUGUGCUGUGGGACGACCAUGGCAACGAGGCGUGCUUCUGUGUGGCAAGGGAAACCUUGGGAGGACAGGGGCGGGAUCUGUGCUGUGGGACGACCACGGCAACGAGGGGCUACCUGGGGCGGGCGGGCAGGGGCGGGCUCUGUACUUAGGGACGAGCAUGGCAACGAGGGCUACCUGGGGCGGGUGGGCAGGGGCUAUCUGGGGCGGGCGGGCAGGGGCGUUGUCAGUUCUGUGGGAUGAACGCGGCAACGAGAAACGAGCUGAAUCGAACUUUAGAGUGUGGGACCUCCCCUCCCACAUCCCUUUCGGCGACUCUCAUCCGUCUUUCCCCCCAUCCCGCCCUUCCUGCCCCCUCCCUACCCCACACUACCUGCCAGUUGGUGUGCAUGAGGGAGGGCGUGGGGCACAGGACAAAUCUAUUCGCAAUUCCCAACUGUUUUCUUCCCCAUACCCGCCCCCUUUCCUUCACCCGCCCCCCUCCAUACACCACAUUACCUGCCAGUUGGUGUGCAUGAGGGAGGGCGUGGGGCACGGCACGUGCAACAUGGCAGAGUAUCGCGCGUUCAUAGGGGGGUUGGAGCUGGCGCUGGCUCUUGGGAUCGAACGAAUACACGUUCAAGGAGACUCCAUGCUGGUCGUCAUGCAGGUGGGAUGGGUAGGGGGGGAGGAGCGGGUGUUUGGUGUACGGCAAUCCACUAGUCACCCCGUUUCAUCACAUGGCAGAGUAUCGCGCGCUCAUAGGGGGGUUGGAGCUGGCGCUGGCUCUUGGCAUUUCUCGGUGCAGAACAAAUGGAAGGUGAACGCCGAGAUGCUGAGGGAGCCGUGCAUGCAAGCGCAGCAGCUGGUGUGCCGGUUCAGAGAGAUUGCCAUCCGGCACGUGCCCAGGGAGUGGAACCAGUUGGCGGAUCGACUCUCCAAUGAGGCAGUUCCUCUCGAAGAGGACGAGCGGGUGAUAGUUCCCUCCGUUGAAGCCGUACCUCUGCCCACUCCUACCAUGCCGUCCGGGUUAAUGCUGCGGCUCGAUGCGGAGGGGCGGGCGAUCGACUUUGACGCAUGGCUGCUCAACGCCACACUCCACCUGCGGAGCCAGCUCCAGGGUAACGUUACCCUGUACGCUCACGCGUCGGACCUCCAUGUCACCACCACGUUUCCUGCAUACGUGGACUAUGCUAUCUGUACGGAUCGUACCACUAGGGCACAUCUUGCCACUUUCUUCUGGGACCCUGUGUCGGGUCUUUACACAUUGCGCACUGCUGUGAGCAGCAAUGGCUAUAGUGUGGCUGCGUAA